AUGAUCCGAAACAGUGUGGAAAUGGUUCGAAGAUGCUGUUCUUGCGGUUCGUUACCCGAGAAUAGUGGCCAAGGAGAAGAAACAGAGGACUUUAAUGAACAGAAAAUUAAUGAGAAGUUAGAAAGACACUAUAUGGAAUUGAACAGUGCUAAAAAGUUACUCUUGCUAGGUACUGGCGAGGCAGGAAAAUCCACUUUCUUCAAACAAAUGCACAUCAAUUACGGCGGAGGUUUUUCACCUGAAGCUCGUCUGGAAUAUAAGCGAGUCAUWCAUCAGAAUAUUCUGACAGCGAUGAAGUCGAUGCUGAAUGCCAUGAAUGUGUUGAUAAUACCAUACGAUAAAAUAGAAAAUGCGCUGAUGGCAAAUAGCAUUUUGAUCGCCAAUGUUGACGCCGUAACAGAAUUAGACGAGAUGAUUUUGUCAGCCAUAAAAUGUCUGUGGGCCGAUACGGGCGUACAACAAUGCUAUGAACGACGAAGGGAAUAUCAGAUAAUUGAUUCGGCGAAAUAUUUCCUUGACAUGUUGGAUCGUGUCACACAGCCCGAUUACGUUCCCACAGAUGAUCACAUAUUGCAUUCACGUGUGGUUACAACUGAAAUAGUGGAGCACGUUUUCGAUACAAAUAAAAUGAAACGUACUAGUAACAAACGACCGUUACUACGAGUAAUAGAUGUUGGUGGACAACGAUCUGAACGACGAAAAUGGUUACAGUGUUUCGAUGAUGUGACAGCUCUCAUAUUUCUAACAUCGCUCUCAGAAUACGAUCAGACACUAAGCGAGGAAGAAGGUUUGAGCCGCAUGGAGGAAUCCAAGUSUCUAUUUCGUAUCAUUUUAUCAACAAGCUAUUUUCGUAAAUCUUCGAUUAUUCUAUUUUUAAAUAAACAAGAUUUACUGGAAGAAAAAAUAAUGACCGCACACUUAGUGGACUACUAUCCGGAGUAUGAAG
Bactrocera latifrons is the source of this 946-nucleotide messenger RNA. RefSeq names its product guanine nucleotide-binding protein subunit alpha-11-like. Gene Ontology annotation, cellular component: heterotrimeric G-protein complex. Gene Ontology annotation, biological process: adenylate cyclase-modulating G protein-coupled receptor signaling pathway. The transcript is spliced from 6 exons. The record is from RefSeq and is a predicted model, not a curated record. Gene Ontology annotation, molecular function: guanyl nucleotide binding; GTPase activity; G-protein beta/gamma-subunit complex binding. NCBI's taxonomy places the organism in Eukaryota, Metazoa, Arthropoda, Insecta, Diptera, Tephritidae. The annotation marks the transcript as partial.